Molecule: messenger RNA, 1482 nt
Organism: Halteromyces radiatus
Lineage: Eukaryota; Fungi; Mucoromycota; Mucoromycetes; Mucorales; Cunninghamellaceae
Exons: 5
Coding region: 1-1482 (493 amino acids)
Biological process (GO): vesicle-mediated transport
Cellular component (GO): intracellular membrane-bounded organelle; Mon1-Ccz1 complex
Source: RefSeq, a predicted model, not a curated record
AUGCCAGAUUUUGAUUCUACUUUGAUCGAGUCCGAUGAUGGACCUCUUUUAGGAAGAACUCCUCCUAUGCUUUCUUACUUUUGUGUAUAUAAUCCAUCUUUAUGUCAUUCUGAAGAAAAUACAAAAGAUCAAAUACUUUAUUAUACAGCCAAAAAGGUGGUUCCUGCUGAUGUUAAAAUGAAACAAGUAGGCCUUGCUCAAGCUUUGGUUAAUGUCACUAGUGCUUUUUCAGUCUCACGUUCUACUGAAAAUGUUCACUCACAAAGAAACCGUAUGGUAUUUUUACAACCUGAACCUGGCUUUUGGAUUCAUAUGUGUGUUGAACUUGGUAUCUUACGACGACAAAUCAAGGAUCCUAAAGGAAAAGAAAAAUUGGUCACUGAAUAUUUAGAUACUGAACUUAAUGAUCGUGCACUUUCUUCUAUUCUUCAAAUUGGUUAUGAACAGUUCAAGUUAUUAAAUGGUACAAUGACAUCUAUACUCUAUGGAGAUGAUGAUUCAAAUUCAAAACCAAAUCGACAACAAACAAGAACUUUGAUGCAUGCUAUUGAAGAAUUCUUCUCAAGUUGGAUUUGGCAUUGGGACUUUGAUCGAUUAGAUUCUAUGGUUUUUGGUGCUGUUUUCAAUGGGAUACCAUCACAACCAAUUGUAAGAUCCAAUUAUCUUGAUAUCCAUCAUCUUGAUCUUUCAGUUCAAAAACAAUUCAAUUCUCUCAUCAGUCAUAUGUUGGUUCUUGAUCAUGAAGGCUCUUUGAUCUAUCGUUCUCUCUCACUUCAAUCUUUAGAUGUACGAUCAUUACGGAAAUAUAUCUUGAAACGUGUCGAAGCAUACAAAAUCCAACAGGAUAAUAUUUCAGCUAAACAAAAGGAAAAUGAAAGCAGUACAAAGAAGGAAAAGGGAACAACAACCACUCUCAAAGCAUUGACCAAAUCGUUAUCUCAAGCACAUAUAUUUAACUAUUUCAGCAAGACUUCUUCCUCUACUACAACAGAUACCUCAUUACCUGUUGCUGAUACUACCACUACUGUUACAAGUGAUGCAUUAUUAUCUCCACCGACUGAUAUCCCAACUGCUCCAUCUUCACCUGUUACAGAAUCUUUUGAUCAAAACACUCAUCAUUGUCAAGGUGUCUUUCUAACUGGAAUGGUAGAUUCUAUUGUGCAUGAUCUCAAUGGUGACGAUAUCAAUGUUACAAAGGAAGAUAUUGUCCGCGUUUACCUGAAUAGUUAUCCUAUUGUGGAAGAAGAUGAUACAACAAAACCAGAUCCUGAUAUAUUGUCAGAGUACAUAUUGAUUAUCUACAAGGAUCAAAGUAAUCUUGUAUGGUCUUUCCUAUUACCCUCCUAUGAACAAGACGUGGAUGAUUUGGUACGAGACAUUGACUUUUAUCAUUCUUUGGAACGAUUUAUGUUGGAACAAGGAAUGAGUCAAAUUGUAUCUGCUAUCUGGAAAAAUAUUGAAGAGGGAGAAAAACGAACGUAA